Pezoporus flaviventris is the source of this 1262-nucleotide messenger RNA. RefSeq names its product adrenodoxin-like. The transcript is spliced from 4 exons. Gene Ontology annotation, cellular component: mitochondrion. Lineage: Eukaryota; Metazoa; Chordata; Aves; Psittaciformes; Psittacidae. The record is from RefSeq and is a predicted model, not a curated record. Bases 68 to 622 code for a protein of 184 amino acids. Gene Ontology annotation, molecular function: 2 iron, 2 sulfur cluster binding. Gene Ontology annotation, biological process: positive regulation of oxidoreductase activity; P450-containing electron transport chain.
ACUCUCAAUCUAGCUGGCCUUGUAACAAACGACAGCCUAGGAGGCACGGAACAGGACCCCCAGCAGCAUGAUAGCUCCAGGUAUCUCAGCACUCAUGCGCCCCUUGCUAAGUGGACUGAAUGUGAGCAAGAUCCGCUUUAUUCAUCUCUGUGGGGUGACUGAGCAGCAUCGCACACCGCCUAAGCAGGGCUCGGAAAGAGGCUUCAGCUCCAUGCAGAAGCUCCAGGAUGCCCCUGGGGAUUCGAGCUCUUCAGACCAGGUGACGGUGCAUUUUAUAAACCGGGAUGGAGAGCGACUCACGGCCACAGCCAAAGAAGGGCAGAGUUUGCUGGAAGUGGUGGUCAAUCAAAACCUGGCCAUUGACGGAUUUGGUGCAUGUGAAGGGACAUUAGCCUGCUCCACUUGUCACCUCAUCUUUGAGAAGGACACCUUCCAAAAGCUGGAUGCCAUCUCGGAUGAAGAGCUGGACAUGCUGGACUUGGCGUAUGGGCUCACAGAGACAUCUCGGCUUGGCUGCCAGGUGUGCGUUAAGAAGUCGAUGGAUGGUCUGACAGUGCGGGUCCCCAUGGAUGUAUCAGACAUGAGGAGGCAGCUGGAGGUUGGAAAGCAAAGCAAACAGUAACUGGAAACGGCUCCUGCACAACUUCCAUCCUCAUUUUAGGUGUGCCAGGGUACUUUGCUUUUGACUAACGCUGUUGCUUUUUGUGGCUGGCUUGCAGUGGACCGUAGAGGUCUGAUUCAGUGUAAAUACCCAUUUGGCAAAUCUCUCCUUUAAACAAAGCUUAAUUCUAGUGCCUUUGGUACAUGUUUUAAGUGUCCUGCUGAAUACAACUGGACUAAAGCACAACGGCUCUACGUUUUCCCUGGGAGGGUGGCAGUGAACAUCUGCGCUGUAUGUGACUCACCCUCUCCUUUGAAAUUUAAGGAAUUCUGCAAUUCUAAGUAACUGCUGGGAAUUUUGCAAGGCUUGGCUCUUUAACUGUAGAGCAGAAUUUUCCCAGUUUGGGAAGCUUAAGAAGAGGUAGCUGUUCCGAAUGCAAGCCAGUGCGCCGAUUGGCUUGAUACAGGCAAAAGGAACUUUGUUAGGAAGAACAUAUUGAUAACCAUUUGAAUGCUGACAUUUCCUGUUAGAGGGAACCACUUCCAAUAAAUUCAAGAUGUUAAAUGAAUUAUGUGCCAUGAUCUGCUACUUUCUCCUAAUAUUGUGUUUUUCCAUUGCUGUGUUACCACAUAUAUCAAAUAAAAUUCUAAUAAUUGGACUU